CAGGCAGAUGAGUCGAGGCUUGCCGGCACUUUGACGUAGGCUGUGAAGUGUUUAUGCCGUCAAAAGAGAACUAUUACGUACUUCGGAAAUAUGGGUACCCUGGUGUGAGAUUACAUAUAAAUGUGUUUCUGUCUAGAGGGAAGGAAAAUGUUUGUCACAAGAGCUGAGAGAAGCCUACGCCAAGCUUAUGAAUGAUAUCUCCGAGCAGGAGCCUUGGUCUAAAUGGGUCCAAUUAUGCCUCCCAGUAAAAAGCCGGAAAGUUCCGGGGUCAGCUUCACGAACGGCCUGAGCCAGUUCUAUCAGGCGAGCUCCAUCACGCGUGCCCUGCAGGAGGCCGAGGAGAUGGACCUGGCUCUUCCCACCAUCAAACUGGAGAAGGGCAGCAUGGAGGACGAGGAACUCACCAACCUCAACUGGCUCCACGAGAGCAAGAACCUGCUCAACAGCUUCGGUGACCCCGUGCUGAGGAGCGUCAGCCCCGUCCAGGACUUGGAUGAUGACACCCCGCCCUCUCCGGCCCAUUCGGACCUCCCUUAUGACGCCAAGCAGAACCCGAACUGCAAACCCCCUUAUUCGUUCAGUUGCCUCAUCUUCAUGGCUAUAGAAGAUGCCCCCUCCAAGAGACUGCCAGUUAAAGACAUAUACAACUGGAUCCUGGAACACUUCCCUUAUUUUGCCAGCGCCCCCACGGGGUGGAAGAACUCAGUCAGGCACAAUCUGUCCCUCAAUAAGUGUUUUAAGAAAGUGGACAAGGACAGGAGUCAGAGUAUCGGGAAGGGCUCCCUGUGGUGCAUAGACCCAGAAUACAGACAGAAUCUCAUCCAGGCGCUGAAGAAGACGCCUUAUCAUCCUUAUUCCCAGGUGUUCGCCACGCCUCCCACCUCUCCUCAGGCAUAUCAAAGUAUGUCCAGUCCUCCAAUUUGGCCAGGAAGUCCCUUUUACAGAAAAAACAAGGGGGUCCUGCUACAAGUCCCUCAGGGAGUGAUCCAGAACGGAGCUCGAAUGAUGAGCCAGGGCCUCUUCCCAGGAAUCCGACCCCUUCCCAUCAACCCCAUUGUCAGCAGGACAGCCGCUGUCAGGUCAGUACUCGGAUACAGAUUAACCAGUGAUGACGAGCCAACCCGUAACUCUUCACUGGUCAGCAUUGACCCCAAGGAGGACCACACCUACAGUUUUGCCAAAUCUUCCAGCUCGGAUGUCGGAGAAGAUGUCCACUGCGACGGAAGCGAGUUGGACGAGGCCGAUGCCGAGGAAGACGACAAGAGCAAAAUCAAGAAGGAGCCAAAGGAGUGGUCCGUAGACGCCCUCGCUCUGGCCCAGCACAAGAAACGGCAACAUUUGACAAAAGUCAAACAGAGAGUGGCCAGUGACACUCUUCCUCUCAAAAAGAGGCGCACGGAGAAGCCUCCAGAAAGCGAUGACGAGGAGAUGAAGGAGGCGGCCGGAUCUCUACUUCAUUUGGCGGGAGUCAGGGCUUGUUUGAACAAUAUCACCAACCGGACGGCAAAGGGGCAGAAAGAGCAAAAAUAAUAAACUGACUAUUAAAAAGAGAGAGAGAGAAAAAAACAUCACUUUUAAUAGAAUUUACUAUUUUUUUUUCCAGGACAUCAGGUGAAUUCUACUGAUUUGUGGCAAUAUCAACAAUCACUUUGUUUUCCUAUCCUAAUAGGUAACAUUUUCCUGAGGGUUAACUUUUAGUUUGUUUUAUUGUGAUUUCUGUUUGUAAUCUAUGGAGAUUGAAGCCAUAGCAUUCCCUUUUUUUAAGAUAUCCAGCAAGUUUCAUUCGACUGAUAGAAAUAUAGCGAUAGUAAAAUAUGCCCUGCUCCAUUGUCAUACAGUAGAUAAAGGAAUAGCUCAUCCCAAAAUGAAAAUUCUGUCAUGAUUUACUCACCUUCAUUUCAUUACCAAACCAUAACACUUUCGUUUGGAAUGCAAAGGAUUUUUACCCAUGAAAUUAAAAUCUGAAAGAGUUCUGUCCCUCAAUUGAAAAUCUAGUCAACCAAUGUUCAUAAAGAGAACAAAAAAUUAAUCCAUGUGAAUGAAGUGAUUUGAUCCAAGUCUUCUGAAGAGACAUGAUUUCUUUAUAUGAUGCUUUUAUUCAAAUACAAACACCGAGCGAACUAAUUUGGUCACGAAGCUCAAGAACCAAUGAGGUUCAUUCCGGCAUCAUGCCAAUAAAUUUGAGCUUCUGCAAGAACCAAUGAGGUUUGCUCUUGGUUUUUUUUUUUCUUCAGAAGACCUGGAUUAAACUGCUUGAUUAAUUUAGAUCUUAAUGUUUUGAAGCAUGAAUAGACUUUCAAUGGGAGAGAAAUCUCUCAGAUUUAAUUAAAAUUAUCUUUAUUUGUGUUCCGAAGGUCUUAUAGUUUUGGAACAACAUAAGAGUGAAUAAAUGAUGACAAAAGAAAAAUUUUGGGGUGAACUAAUCUUUUAAAAACAUGACAGCAAAUUGAGUUUCCAGAGUAGUUCUCAAGUUAGUGAUAAUUAUGGGUUAUAGUAAUCUCUGGUGUAAUAUCAAUGUUUUAGAAGCACAGGGCAGUGCCAAAGACAAUCCUCAAGCAGUUUCUGUGAUGUCACUUCCCCCUGAUGCUCUGGCCGUUAAAGAAGACCAGCAGCAUUGUGUGGAAAACACUCCUGUCUGUAGUUGUCGUUUGGCUCGUAUGAAUCAUAGUUCACUGGGAUGAGAGUAAAGCCAUAAACUUUUGUCAAAGUGCUUUUUGGAGUCAAAAAAGUGAUUACAUUUAUCAAUAAGUCUCUCAAAACUGCCCCCAUUUUUUUUCUGAGCAAUCAAAUUGAGCGAUAUUUUCCAACUAAACCGAUAGUGGAUGGUGAAACUCUUUCUUCGGCACAUUGAAAAUGAAAACUCUUGAGCUAAAGCUACAAUACCUGCCAAGUUUAUUUUAAUAGCAGAAAAUAUUGACUGUGGAGUUGUUUUGUGUAUGUUCAUUUGUUUGUUUGUUUGUUUGUUUUUUCUAACCCUCAUGAUGUAAUAAGCAAUUUCAUCCGGUCAGGAUAAACACUGUAUAAAAGUAACACUAGACCAUUUUCCUUUCUUAAUUUAAGCAAUGUAGCCAGCAGGAUUUUCCAAAUCGUGUUGCAUGGGUUCUGUAAAGAAAAAGAAAACCGUAAAAAAAAAAAAAAAAAAAAACAAUUCAAAGUUCAUGUAAGGUAAAUGAUGUAUUUAGCAUGGAGCAUGAAUUAUUUUCAUAUAAAUUUAGAUCCUAGAGAACGAAGGCGCCGCUUCUAAAUUCUAUGCCAAUAGGCCUAGUCUCUUUCGUUGUUUUUGUCGGAUUUGAUUUCCAUUUGUCAUCCUCGUCGCCUUUGUGUUGAAGCGGGCAUCUUAACAACUACCUUCUUCAGGGACAAACACUGACUGUUGGGAAACUCUCUCUGCAAUACGAGGACUCAGGCUUGGACCACCUCGGUCCAUGCUUGUGGCCGCCCCGAAUACUCACGAAUACCCACUACGUCAAUGUCCACGUCGUCAAGGAGAAGUUCGUAGUGAGUGUCGGUCCCCUUCCGGCUUCGUGCCUGCUUUUCAUCCAUAUGUAAUCCCGAUGUGCGUGUCUGCGAUUUAUUCAGGGUCUUCCAUUUUGUUCUGCGAGACUUUGGAUCUACAGUUUUAUUUUUCCUGUAUUUACAUGUAGCACUGUUCAGGAGUCAUCAGUAUUGAUUCAGUUGUUCUUGGUACAGGCAUUCAGAUGGUUAUUUACGACUCCAUGCAUAUAUAUAUAUAUUAAAGCACUUAUAAAUAAUAAAAACAAGUGAUACCAGAGCUCAGUGCAAAUGCUAGUGUAUAUAUUCUCACGACCUCAACCAAUUGCACUUUUAUUGUUUUAAGGUGCAGUAAAAAACUUAAGGAUUCAGUGCCAAAGCCUGUAAUGACUCUAUACACUGCAAAACGGAUGAUGUAUACUUGAUAUGUCAGUCAUAAACAUGUCAAAAAGUUGUAGCAUUUCUGUCAAGUACUCAUGUAGAAGAUAUUCUCAGUCAUAUUUGUUGAUAUCGCUCUUCAUUGCUGUGUUUCAUGAAGUCACCUGCCUUCCCCGUUCAUCUGAUGAUGAUAAUGGUUCGACCCGAUGUUUUGUAGCGUGUUGAAUGUUAUAUCUGACCCAUGAGUGUUAAUGUGAUGUCUCCAGUUGGCAUGCCUUUCCCUAACCAAGCUAGACAUUUCUUGACUCAAAAUCACCCUGAUUAUAACCUUGUCUGCUGGUCUUUAUAAAGAUCUGUCAUAUCACAUUUCUGUUCAAUAUGCUUCAAACUGGGAAGCCGUUAGUACAGAGAGCCAUGAGUCCUGUAUACACUGCCUUUCCUUCAAAGACAACACUCACUACGGAACUUUUCCUUUUUUAGUUCUUUCAGAGGAACCUGAAACAUGUUAAAAAGCAUCAAGAAGAGCCAGCCAAAAAAAGAAAAAUGUUAAUAGGAGGCAAAGUGUUUCUUUUUCUUCCUGUUGUUUUGUUUUUUACUGCCAUUCUGUUAUGUUUUUGAGUUGUUUAAAAUGAAGGUAAUGGAGUCCAUUUGGUUUGUAAUGAAAUAUUCAGUCUGAUGGCAUGUGCACCCUGCUAAUAUGUCAAUAUAGAGGCGUUAUUGCUCUCUGUAUUUCCUUUGACUUGUAAUCAUAUUGCCAAAGACAACAAUUUUAUCAAUUAAUGUAUAUACCACUUUGUCUAUUGCCAUGACAAAUUCGAUUUGUUUUGGGUUUGUUUUAGUUUUUUUCUCCAACCCUACCAUCAAGUUUCUGUGAUUGUAUUGUCUUCCAGUUGCAAUAAAAAAAUGUAAAACGUUUUUUUGCAAAGGUGA
Molecule: messenger RNA, 4800 nt
Organism: Carassius gibelio (silver crucian carp)
Lineage: Eukaryota; Metazoa; Chordata; Actinopteri; Cypriniformes; Cyprinidae
Product: forkhead box protein N3-like
Exons: 6
Coding region: 223-1530 (435 amino acids)
Biological process (GO): regulation of DNA-templated transcription
Cellular component (GO): nucleus
Molecular function (GO): DNA-binding transcription factor activity; cis-regulatory region sequence-specific DNA binding
Source: RefSeq, a predicted model, not a curated record